Cucurbita moschata (crookneck pumpkin) is the source of this 1494-nucleotide messenger RNA. RefSeq names its product protein RAE1-like. The record is from RefSeq and is a predicted model, not a curated record. Lineage: Eukaryota; Viridiplantae; Streptophyta; Magnoliopsida; Cucurbitales; Cucurbitaceae. The coding region runs from base 212 to 1246 and encodes 344 amino acids. The transcript is spliced from 12 exons. Gene Ontology annotation, biological process: RNA export from nucleus; transcription-dependent tethering of RNA polymerase II gene DNA at nuclear periphery. Gene Ontology annotation, molecular function: RNA binding; ubiquitin binding. Gene Ontology annotation, cellular component: nuclear pore.
AUUUUGUGUUAAUAGCCAUCGUUUUUUCUAAGCCCUAUUUUGACGUUCAGCCAUCUCGUUGCCAGCCACUUCACCCGCGCACGCUGCACUCUCAGCUGCCGCAGUCUCAGCUUUACGACGAAAUCGCUGUCUCUCCGAGCAAUCAGAGUUGCUUAUCUCUGUUUUUUUCCCCUCGGAAACACGGUGAAGUGAUACUUGCAGGUAGCUCCUAAUGUCUGCAUUUGCGAAUCCUAACCCUAAUAAAUCCUUCGAGGUUGCUCAGCCUCCGAGUGAUUCUGUGUCGAGCCUUAGUUUUAGUCCAAAGGCCAAUCACUUGGUUGCCACUUCAUGGGAUAAUCAGGUUCGUUGUUGGGAAAUAAUGCAAAAUGCGGGUAAUGUUGCCAGUACGCCCAAGGCUUCUAUAUCUCACGAUCAACCGGUUUUAUGCUCAGCGUGGAAGGACGAUGGAACAACUGUGUUUUCUGGAGGCUGCGACAAACAAGUUAAAAUGUGGCCCUUGUUGUCCGGUGGCCAAGCCAUGACUGUAGCCAUGCAUGAAGCACCUGUCAAAGAAGUUGCGUGGAUCCCUGAGAUGAGCCUAUUAGUCUCUGGAAGCUGGGACAAGACAUUGAAGUAUUGGGAUACAAGGCAGCCAAACCCAGUGCAUACACAACAACUUCCUGAUCGCUGUUAUUCAAUGACAGUGAGAUAUCCACUAAUGGUAGUUGGUACUGCAGACAGAAAUCUGAUAGUGUUUAACUUGCAAAAUCCUCAGAAUGAAUUUAAGAGAAUUGUUUCACCCUUGAAGUAUCAAACAAGAUGUGUAGCUGCCUUUCCUGAUCAGCAAGGUUUUUUGGUUGGUUCAAUUGAGGGAAGGGUUGGUGUUCAUCACCUUGAUGAGUCUUUGGCGAAUAAGAAUUUCACUUUUAAGUGCCACAGGGAUGGAUCUGAGAUAUAUUCUGUCAACUCCUUGAACUUUCAUCCCGUGCAUCACACUUUUGCAACUGCAGGGUCAGAUGGUGCCUUUAAUUUCUGGGACAAGGAUAGCAAACAGAGGCUGAAGGCUAUGUUACGAUGCAGUCAGCCCAUAAGUAGUAGCACUUUCAACCAGGAUGGGUCGAUAUUUGCAUAUUCAGUGUGCUAUGAUUGGAGUAAAGGGGCAGAAAAUCACAACCCAGCAACAGCAAAGACUUGCAUUUACUUGCACCUUCCACAGGAGUCCGAGGUUAAAGGCAAGCCUCGGGUUGGGGGCAGCGGAAGAAAGUAGUCACUGUAAAAUCGAUUACAUUUCCCCCCUUCGAAUGUAUCUUUAUUCUUUAAUGUCAAAUUACUAAUAGGUUAAACUAGGUUUGCAAAAAUCUUGAAUAUAUUUCUAGUUUAGAACGUCAUGUAUGGCUUUUUGUAUGAUUGGAAAUACUGAAUUUUCAAAUACAUAAGAGAUCUACUGCCGUUGUUUUCCUUCGGCUAAGAAACUGUAAUUUUUACCAAGUUGAUAACCAGUGGUGAUGUUUUUAG